AUGCCCUCAGAUCGCACUGUCGACGCUGCUCCAGCCGAUCCGGCCCAUGCUGGUCCGAUCUCGGAGCAAACUCCGCUUCUUGGAGAUUCGAGCCAGCAUGCGGGGACGGGCGAUGGAUCCGGGGUUCCCUUGGCCCAGGAGCGCAGCACCAAGGAAUUGAUCCUUAUCUUAGGAAGUAUCUGGGUGGGCGUGUUUCUGGCUGCUCUGGAUACUACCAUCGUGGCCACGCUCACGGCACCCAUUUCGUCGAGCUUCCACUCGUUGUCCUUGCUUUCAUGGCUGGCUACAUCUUACCUGAUCUCUAAUGCCGCUUUUCAACCGCUGAGCGGGCGCUUGACGGAUAUCUUCUCCCGACGAACGGGCCUCGUGUUCUCCAAUGUGUUCUUCGCAGCCGGAAACAUCAUCUGCGGUACUGCGAAGAGUCAAGGGACCAUCGUGGUGGGCCGUGUUGUUGCCGGAGUUGGCGGUGGUGGUCUCUUGGCAAUUUCGACGUUUGUCACGUCCGAUCUGGUCCCGCUGCGUCAACGUGGUGUUUGGCAGGGUGUUGGGAACAUCUGCUAUGGAGCCGGAAGUGGAUUGGGCGGCGUCUUCGGGGGAUGGAUCAAUGAUACACUGGGGUGGCGAUGGGCAUUUCUCAUCCAAGUUCCCUUCAUCGUUGUGUCCUGUGUUCUGGUCGCCGUCACCAUCGACAUCCCUGUGAAAUACACCGACAAGGGAAGACUGAAGCGGGUGGAUUUUCUGGGGGCGAUCACCCUGGUCAUUACGCUCGUGUUGUUUCUCCUGGGACUCAACAUGGGCGGGAACCAGGUGCCAUGGACACACCCUCUGGUUCUUACAUCGCUCCCGCUCUCCGCCGUGUUCUUGGGGAUCUUCGUCUACAUCGAAGCGUACGUUGCGUCUGAACCUGUGAUUCCUGUUCGACUCUUGCUCGAUCGGACCGUCUUGUCGGCGUGCUUGACGAACUGGUUUUCGACCAUGGCCAUCUUUGGGCUUCUCUUCUACCUUCCGCUGUUUUUCCAGGUCCAAGGUUUAUCGGCGACCUCGGCUGGGGUCCGGCUGAUCCCGCAGGCCUUGGGAACUUCGAUAGGAUCUUUGGGAUGCGGCAUCAUCAUGCGGUCCACGGGACGCUACAAGACGAUGAACUACGUGUGCAUGUUCACAUUCGUUCUGUCCGGUAUUAUGAUCUGCACGCUGAACCUGACCACACCCGCCUGGAUUCCCUUUAUUUACUUUUUCUUCUUGGGUGGGGGCUACGGCAGCAUGCUGACGAUCACCCUGGUUGCGCUGAUCUCGGCCGUGGACCAUGACUACCACGCGGUGAUCACGUCGGCUUCCUACGCGUUCCGCAGCACGGGGAGCACCAUCGGCAUUUCCAUCGCGUCCGCGGUCUUCCAGAAUAUCCUCAUAUCCGGACUUUGGUCUCGCUUCGGCGACCGCAAGGAUGCCAGCGAGAUGAUCUCUCGGAUCCGCGACAGCCUGGACGAGAUCCAGAAGCUUCCCGGCGAUUGGAAGCCAGGGGUGAUGGACGCGUACAUGGACUCCCUCCGGGCGGUGUUCAUCGCAUUGCUGGGGCUGAGUGUUCUCGGGGCCAUUGGAAGUUCGGCCAUGCGAGAGCACAAACUGCACUCGAACAUGGCGCGCCAGGAUCCAGAUGACGAAUAA
Messenger RNA from Aspergillus campestris IBT 28561, 1662 nucleotides. RefSeq names its product MFS multidrug transporter. Lineage: Eukaryota; Fungi; Ascomycota; Eurotiomycetes; Eurotiales; Aspergillaceae. Gene Ontology annotation, cellular component: fungal-type vacuole membrane. The record is from RefSeq and is a predicted model, not a curated record. Gene Ontology annotation, molecular function: basic amino acid transmembrane transporter activity. Gene Ontology annotation, biological process: transmembrane transport; basic amino acid transport. The transcript has 2 exons. The coding region runs from base 1 to 1662 and encodes 553 amino acids.